This is a messenger RNA of Racocetra persica, 312 nucleotides long. The record is from the annotation of a GenBank genome assembly. Lineage: Eukaryota; Fungi; Glomeromycota; Glomeromycetes; Diversisporales; Gigasporaceae.
UUUGCUACAAUUCUUCUGUUCUGCAAUCCUGUAUAUCCUGAAAGACUUUGGGAGAAGUAUUUUUCAACUCUUACUGAUGAUUUUUAUUUUCAGAUUCUUAAUAAUACUAAUGCUACACUUACAGAUACUAAUAUUUCCAAUCAAGCUUUAUUGUAUUUACAGUCUAUUUUAAAUAAACAUGAAAAAUCUCUUUCUGAUUUUUCUAAUAUGCCUUUACCAACUAUCUCUCCAACUUCCAACAUUCUUAAUCAUCUAAUUGCAAAAGAACUUAAUUAUAAUAUUGAAGAACUUACACAAAUAAUAGAACAUGGA